AUGGGGCAGGGGUCGUGGUUCCUGGCCCUGGCGGCAGGGGAGGGGGAGCAACACCCCGGCCCCAAGCUCCGUUCAAUUCCACCCCUGCUAGAGAGUGGUCGCUCUGUAGACGACACGGAUUGGAAGGGUUGGAAGGGUUGGAAGGGUCUGGGAGCUUUUUUCCCUCUCGAGUGGAUUCGCAAAGUCGCAUGGAGGAGCCACAGCGGGGCGGCCGAGGCAUCGACCUCUCGGCUGGUCGCGGGCAGGUCAGAGGAGAGGCCAUCUACGGCCAGCUAUUGGGAGCUUGGCGAGGUACGAUACAGGCACUACAGUCACUUGUGUGCUCUCCCACCCCUGAAUCGGGCACACAUCCUGUCGGUGCCCGGAGACGUUGGCGGCAGCAAGCUGAGCACAUGGCAUGUCUGGAUGCAAGGCCUGGACGGUGCCAUGUGUCUCCACGUCAGGAUUGCACACAUGCACGACCCAUCGGAGGAGAGGAGGGGGAGGGAGAGAGAGAGAGACAGAGACAGACAUGCAUACAUCUUUGCAGACCAGGCAGGGGGUGGUGUCCUGGCGGGAAACGAACGAAUCAGAGCUCGCGAGGCCCGUGCGGCAAGGCCCCAGGAAGGGGCGGCGGGCGGCGGCGGCGAUGGUGGUGGUGGUGGUCGUCGUCGUUGUGGGAAGCGUGAGCAGCAGCGAAAAGUCGUGGGCUUCUUCAGCCCAGGUCCAAAGAAAAACGGUCCCCCAUCAAAUCCUCAACAGGAUGGACCCGGGGCAGUGGCAGUGGCAGUCAGCGUGUAUCAGAGAAAGACCAAUCCGUUCCACAGCUGGCAGGCCGGGCUGUCCUGA
Messenger RNA from Gaeumannomyces tritici R3-111a-1, 828 nucleotides. RefSeq lists its product as hypothetical. The record is from RefSeq and is a predicted model, not a curated record. The transcript has 3 exons. Bases 1 to 828 code for a protein of 275 amino acids. Lineage: Eukaryota; Fungi; Ascomycota; Sordariomycetes; Magnaporthales; Magnaporthaceae.